This is a messenger RNA of Saprolegnia diclina VS20, 759 nucleotides long. RefSeq names its product lipoate-protein ligase A. Lineage: Eukaryota; Oomycota; Saprolegniomycetes; Saprolegniales; Saprolegniaceae. Gene Ontology annotation, cellular component: mitochondrion. The transcript has 5 exons. The coding region runs from base 1 to 759 and encodes 252 amino acids. The record is from RefSeq and is a predicted model, not a curated record. Gene Ontology annotation, biological process: protein modification process.
AUGCGAGCCUCUGUGCUGCCGAAGCUCCGCGUCCUGCGCCUCCAGAAGGUCUCGAUCUUUGACCAGCUCGUGCUUGAGGAAGCGCUCUUCCGCGCGGACCGCGACAACUGGUUCAUCUGGAACGAGCGGACCGGCGAUCCGAAGAUCGUCAUGGGCAUCUCCGGGAAGCCCGAGAAGCUCCUCGACGUUGAAGCUGUCGCCAGAGACAAGGUCCCGGUCAUCAAGCGCUUCAGCGGCGGAGGCACCGUCGUCAUCGACGACAACACGCUCUUUACGACCUUCAUCGUCAACACGAGCGCCAAGCCGCAGGUGAAGCCAUACCCGCGCGAGAUCAUGGACUGGUCCUCCACCUUCUUCACGCCGCUCUUCGAUGACAUCACCAAGCACACCGAGUCGUUUGCGCUGCGGGAAGACGACUAUGUCUUUGGCGACCGCAAGUUUGCUGGCAAUGCGCAGAGCAUUAGCAAGGACCGGUGGCUUCAUCACACGUCGUUUCUUUGGGACUACAGCGCGGCCAACAUGCGCUACCUCCAGAACCCGGCCAAGCAGCCCGCUUACCGCGCCAAGCGCGACCACACCGAGUUCCUCUGCAAGCUCAAGGACUACGUGGCGUCGCGUGACGUACUCUACCAGUCGUUCAACCACCACCUGCAGCAGCACUUUGACGUCGACGAUGUUACGCUGGCCGACCAUGAGCUGGCAAGCAUCCUCGCCCGCGAGCAUCGCAAGACGACCAAGUGGGUCGAUGUCAACGCCUAA